This is a messenger RNA of Cynara cardunculus var. scolymus (artichoke), 2907 nucleotides long. RefSeq names its product pentatricopeptide repeat-containing protein At4g39952, mitochondrial. Gene Ontology annotation, molecular function: protein binding; RNA binding. NCBI's taxonomy places the organism in Eukaryota, Viridiplantae, Streptophyta, Magnoliopsida, Asterales, Asteraceae. The transcript has 5 exons. The record is from RefSeq and is a predicted model, not a curated record. Bases 1 to 2349 code for a protein of 782 amino acids. Gene Ontology annotation, biological process: RNA modification.
AUGGAUUGCAGGGAAGUGGAUGUUUCAUUCUUCCUAACCAACACCUCACUUCACCGCCAUUUCUUUCAUUCGUCCUCAACCAUUAACCUCAUGCUUACCCACCACAUCAACCGCUUUCUCUCCAUCCGAUCCCCUAAAACCCUUCAAUCACUCAUAGAGUACCAUGCUUACAUUAUUACUACAGGCCAUCACUCAACUAACGUCUUCAUUUCUUCAAAGCUCAUUUCCCUCUAUGCUUACCUCCAUAAGCCUGCAUCAUCUAAACAAGUAUUUGAUUCUUUUAAUGGUUAUAGAGACGUUUUCCUUUGGAACUCUAUCAUCAAGGCUUACUUUUCUAAUGGAAUGUAUCCACAAUGUCUCGACUCUUAUGCUUCCAUGAGGGUUUUGACUACUCUUAUGCCAAACCAGUUUACUGUUCCCAUGGUUGUUUCCGCUUGCGCCGAGGUUGGGGAUUUGGUUCAUGGCAUGAUUGUACAUGGCUUGGUGUUUAAAGUUGGUAUGUUUGAAGGAAGUUCUGCCAUUGGGUCUUCAUUUGUGUAUAUGUAUUCAAAAUGUGGGCAUGUGGACAGUGCACGACAGGUGUUUGAUGAAAUGUAUCUGAGAGAUGUGGUUGCUUGGACUUCCCUUGUUAUCGGGUAUGUGCAGAAUGGUGAGAGCGCAAAAGGUUUGAGGUGUGUUUGUAAGAUGUAUAGAAUAUGUGGAGAGGAUGCGAGGCCAAAUUUUAGAACAUUAGAAGGUGCCUUUCAAGCUUGUGGCAAUUUGGAGGCGGUGUAUGCAGGUAGAUGCUUACAUGGGGUAGUUGCAAAAUCUGGACUGGGAUGUUACACAGUUGUUCAAUCUUCAAUCUUGUCCAUGUACUCGAAGUGUGGAACACUUGAGGAAGCUUAUAUGUCGUUUUGUGAAGUUCCUGUGAAAGAUAUCAAGUCCUGGACAUCAAUUAUUGGUGUAUAUGGAAAAUGGGGAUGUAUUACACGAAGUUUAGGAGGUUUUAUGGAAAUGCUUGUUGCUGGGAUAGAUCCUGACCCAAUGGUUGUCAGUUGUUUGAUAUAUGGUUUAUCUAACUCUAUCUGCAUCUCUGCUGGAAAGACGUUUCAUGGGUUUAUGAUUCGAAGACAUUAUCAGAUGGUUCACAACGCAUUGGUGUCAAUGUACUGUAAGUUUGGACUGAUAAGUUAUGCAGAGAAUGUAUUUAAUGGUGUGUGCAUCCUUGAGGAAGAGGUUUGGAAUGCGAUGGUAUGUGGCUAUGGUAAAGUAAAAUGUGGAGUGAAGUGUAUUGAUUUGUUUACAGAAAUGCUACAUCUAGGCAUCAAUCCUGAUCCUUACAGUUUGGUAUCAGUUAUCUCUUCAUGUUCACAAAUGGGAGAGAUGCAUUUAGGGAGGUCUCUUCACACUUAUGCUGUUAAGAGCUUGGUGAAAGAGCAUACAUCCGUGUUAAAUUCUCUCAUAGACAUGUACAGUAACCUUGGUGAAGUGGCCAUAGCAAGGAAGCUAUUUUGUAGGACAAAUAAGGAUAUUAUCACUUGGAACACGAUGAUCUCUGCUUAUACGCACUGUGGGAAUUAUGCCGAGGCCUUUUCCUUGUUCAAUAAAAUGGUAUUAGAAGGCACUAAACCUACCACAACAACCAUAAUUAGCAUGCUUUCUGCUUGUGCCCAUAUGGCAUCAUUUGAGAAAGGAGAGCAGAUACACAAGUACAUCGAUCAGGAAAUGCUUUCCUCGAACUUGACCCUUGCUACUGCAUUAGUUGACAUGUAUGCGAAGUGUGGGCAGCUUGAAAAAUCCAAAAACAUAUUCAACAAAAUGACAAAAAGGGAUAUUAUUUCUUGGAAUGUGAUGAUCUCUGGUUAUGGGAUGCAUGGAGACGCCCAAUCAGCAAUAGAUACUUUCCAACAAAUGGAGCAAUCAAAUGCUAAACCAAAUGAGCUCACUUUUCUUGCAGUUCUUUCAGCAUGCAGCCAUGCAGGGCUUGUUGAUGAAGGAAAAUCUUUAUUUGGUAGAAUGGGAGAUUACUCUCUGAAACCCACACUCAAACACUAUGCUUGCAUGGUAAAUCUUCUUGGUAGGUCAGGUUAUCUGCUCGAGGCAGAAAAUUUGGUUUUGUCAAUGCCAAUAGUUCCAGACGGGGGUCUGUGGGGCGCUUUGCUAAGUGCUUGCAAAACCCACAACAAUCCUGAAAUGGGUAUCAGGAUAGCAAAGCGUGCUAUUGAAUGUGACCCAGAAAAUGAUGGAUACUAUGUAAUUGUUUCAAACUUGUAUGAUUCCAUAGGCAUGUGGGAGGAGGCUGAAUGGAUGAGAAACUUGAUGAAGGAAAGGGGAGUGGAAAAGGCUGUUGGUUGGAGUGCAGUGUGAUGGUAAUCCAUUUGCAAGGUGUGAUCUCUGUGAUUAGAUCCACACCUUGCUAAAAAAAUUGUUUAUAGACCAUUGGAUUACAGGUACUCUAACUAUAAACAAUUUUUUUUAGUAAGGUGUGGAUCUAAUCACAGUAAUGGUGCGGAAUUUCAUUCAAUCUAAAAAAUACGUUAAGCUUUCAUGCCCAUGCAUUACAGUUGAGCGUGUCAAUAUCAUGACUGCAUGAUGAUAAAAUAUUAUCAUCUCUUGGACUCAAGUGGGAUGUCAAUAGAAACAACAUCAAUCAGCAAAGCAGGCACCUCAAAACUUUUUCUUCUCUUAAUGUUAUCAGAAGUUCUUCCUACUUCUUGCUUAUCGCUAGACUGUGUUAAAUGAACGGGUAGCGACACGAAUGAGUAAUAUGAAAGACAAGGUUGUUUCAGACGGCAAUUCAUGCUCUGAAAGUGCCAUUUCUUCUUCAAGAGUGAUUCAUGCUCUCAAGGUGUGUUUCCCGCUCCCAAGAUAUUGGAAGAUCUUCAACAAUGUCGAGCGUGGGCUAGAGUUGAAGACAAUCAUCUU